AUGGGACAGGGGGAUAAGUAUGGAGAAUGCUACACUGAGAAAGUGCAGGAGACGAAAAGUGAACAAGCAACUGAGAAGAGAAAGGUGAAGUGGAAGAACCGGGAAGAACACGUCAGACGAGAACGGUCAGACUUAGACUGGAAGGCUAUUCUGCAGUUUGGCAUCCUGCCACGCCGAUGGAUGCGUAAUCAGUGGAGGCGGUAUGCUCUCGUGCCAAAGUCUUGUCCUUUUCAAGGCUUCCAAGACCAAGGGCGGUACUCUUUUCGGUUCGAGCAGCUCCGAUGUGCCAUAAUGGGUGCAGAUUCAUAUGGCCAGCAGGGCCAUGAAACAACAGCAGAAAUGCGAGUUCAUCCAGUGGAAGUGAAGUCACUUCCUCAAGAUGUUUUGGAUGAUAUCUCAUGUAUCACUGGAGGUGGAGGUCACACAGUUAUUCUGACCACAUCAGGAAAGCUCUAUUCUGCUGGAUGGAAUAAUAAGGGUCAGUUGGGUUAUAAGACACCGGGUGGUCAUAGUGCUGCCUUCAAACUUAUUGAAAAGUUGAGCAAGCAUCACAUCAUCUCAAUCUCUUGUGGUUGGGACUUCACAGCUGCUGUUGAUGUAAAUGGCAGACUGUUCACCUGGGGCUCCAACUCAUUUGGACAGUUGGGUCUCCCUAGAUCACAGGUGAAAGAUUGUACACAUGAACCUGCAGAAGUGCCUCUACCUUAUCCUGCAAAGACUGUAUCUGCUGGACUCAGACAUGCUGCUGUUGUCACAGUGAACUUCUCUGUCUUCAUGUGGGGAAGUGAUCGACGAGGGCAACUGGGAACAUCUGGAGGAUCUGUUGCUGAUAUUAAGUUGCCCCAUUCAAGCAAGCCUAACACCUGGGGGACUCAGAUUCAGCAAAUUGAGGGGCCUAAUGAAGUGCAGUCCAUUCCACUGAGUGAGGAUGUUACCUGUGGACAAAAUUCGACUAUGAUUCUGGCCAAGAAUGGGAAAGUGUAUUCCUUUGGAGAUAACAAGUUUGGGACACUCAGUAUUCCCAAGGAAGAUAUUACCACUGAACCUGUUUGUGUACCUGAUCACCACUUUGGAGCUGAGAGAUUAACUGCUUUGAAGCUGGGUUGGACCCAUGGGAUUGCCUUGACAUGUGAAGGAAAUGUGUACACAUGGGGGCGCAACAACUAUGGGCAACUUGGUCGGCUGACUCAAGAGGACCAAGACUAUCAUUCCAUUCAAGUCAUUCUGCCAAAUAAAUGCACCAAAGUGUGCUGUGGUUCUGAGCAUUGCCUAGUCGCUUUGAAGGAUAACACAGUGAUGUCCUGGGGUUUUAAUGAGCAUGGCACAUGUGGAAUUGGAAGCCAUGAGAAGAUGAUAUUGAGUCCUGCCAAAGUAUUACUCCCUCCAAAGAAUAAACCCAUUAUGAUUGGAGGAGGAUAUGGAUGUUCCUUCUGCCUCAUUGCUCCUGUGACUGUAUGACCUUUCUUCUUUCUUCUUUUUUUAACUCAGUGGGGGAGGGGGGACUAAGUAAUAUCUGUUGAAAGUAAUUCAUAAUAUAGCAGAACUGUUCUGAAUCUAUCAUGAGUUACAUUGACGGUUGAGUUAAAAGUUUUCUCUUCAAUCUUAGGAAGAUGGGAAGCCUUAUGGUGAAGAAUUCUCUCUUCUCACAUCUCCAUUUCAUAAUCAAAUAGACAUCCAGAGACAAUUUCUGUCACAGGAUGCCAUCUUGCACUCUCCACUCCCUCCCAUGACUCAUGUAUAUUUUAUGCUGCUUUCAUUCUUGUGAGGGGUGCUCAAUAAGUCUUCUCUCAUGAUGCAUUCCUGUUUUCCAAAAAUUCAGUUAUUUUUACAGUGAUUCUCACUAAGCUUGUGUGGGAGUCUCACUAAGUUAUAACAACCAGUCCAGCAAGAGAAUUUUUAUUAAUUGAGUGACUUAAGCCUUAAAUCUGUAAUAAGAUUGUCAUCAUGGAUAAGUGUCAGGCACAAAUCUCGCAAACAUGUAGGUGAAUAGAAAAUGAUUGUGCGUAGUUUCACUAAUUAAAUAUCCAUGUGAUGGUCUUUGAAGACAAGAUGGCAUAUCCAGGCAGUGGAUCAUCAGUGGAAGCCUUGAGCCCCUUUCAUUAUUUAAUGGAGGGAUCCUUGAAAGGUUGUUUUUGGCCUGCUCUUUUUAGGAAUUGUUAACUUUCGGC
This is a messenger RNA of Darwinula stevensoni, 2168 nucleotides long. The record is from the annotation of a GenBank genome assembly. Lineage: Eukaryota; Metazoa; Arthropoda; Ostracoda; Podocopida; Darwinulidae.